Messenger RNA from Neomonachus schauinslandi (Hawaiian monk seal), 552 nucleotides. RefSeq names its product keratin-associated protein 26-1. NCBI's taxonomy places the organism in Eukaryota, Metazoa, Chordata, Mammalia, Carnivora, Phocidae. Gene Ontology annotation, molecular function: structural molecule activity. Gene Ontology annotation, cellular component: keratin filament. The record is from RefSeq and is a predicted model, not a curated record. The transcript has a single exon.
AUGUCUUGCCACAACUGCUCUGCAAACUACAGCUUGGGAUCCCUCAGAAGUCCCUGCCAUAUUCCUCUCACCUCCUCCAUUGCCCUCUGCUCUACGGGUGUGAGCUGUGCUGAUGUCCUCUGCUUGCCUAGUAACUGUCAAGACCAUCUCCAGUCUCUGGACAACUGCCAAGAGAGCUGCAGUGAACCAACCAGUUGCCUGCCAGCCCACUGUGAUCCCAGCAACUGUGAAAUAUCUUGCUACCCUUCUACUACUUACUACGUGUCCAGACCCUGCCAUGGAACUUCUUUUCUUCCUGCUGCUUCUUAUAGCUCUGGCUCCUGCCUCCCCAUAUCCUAUAGACCUCUGAGCUAUGUGUCCAGCAGCAGCUGACCCCUGAGUCUCCUCACUUACGGAUGCCGCCCUGUGGGUUUUUUGCCCUGUGGUCCUCAACCACUGAGCACUGUGCCCAGCAGCCUCAGACCUCUGCGUCCUGUUUUCGCUGGAUGCCAGCCUCUGAGCCACGUGUUCAGUACUUGCCGUCCAUCUUGCUCUGCGCUGGGAGGCCAGUAG